AUGGUGAGGCCUCCUUGUUGCGACAAAGGAGGAGUGAAGAAAGGGCCAUGGACUCCUGAAGAAGAUAUCAUUUUAGUUACUUACAUCCAGGAACAUGGUCCUGGUAACUGGAGAGCUGUUCCCACCAAUACGGGGUUGCUUAGAUGCAGCAAGAGUUGUAGGCUUAGAUGGACAAACUAUUUAAGGCCAGGAAUCAAAAGAGGAAACUUCACAGAACAUGAGGAAAAGAUGAUUGUCCAUCUCCAAGCCCUCUUAGGCAACAGAUGGGCUGCAAUUGCGUCUUAUCUUCCACAAAGGACAGACAAUGACAUCAAGAACUAUUGGAACACUCAUUUGAAGAAGAAACUUAACAAAGCCAGUCAAGAUUCUCAUAAAGAACUUGAUCAAUCAAGAGACCAUUCCUCGCUCUCAUCUUCGCCAUCGUCUUCUUCUGCUAAUUCUAAUUCAAACAUCUCAAGAGGCCAAUGGGAAAGAAGGCUUCAAACCGAUAUCCACUUGGCGAAAAAGGCUCUAUCUGAGGCUUUGUCUCCUGCCGCAGCACCGAUCAUUACCUCAACAUUGGCUACGACGACAACAACAUCUUCUUCUGCUGAAUCAAGACGUUCUACUUCCUCAGCUUGUGGGUUGCUUAGGACGCAAGAAACAUCUGCCACUUAUGCAUCGAGCACCGAGAAUAUAGCGAAAUUGCUCAAAGGGUGGGUGAAGAGCUCUCCAAAGAUCCAGAACUCUGCGGAUCAAAUGGUUACUCCAGAUUCUGAGUUAAAGGAAGUGAUCAAGAGUGAUGAUGAUGGAAAGGACUGUGAAGGGGCAUUUCAGUCAUUUUCGGGGUUUGAUCACUUGAAAGAUUGUGACCCAUCACAUCAUCAGGCUGGACUUUCACCUGAUCAUGAGACCAAACCAGACAUAACUGGUUCCAGUAACCAAAGUCAAUGGUCUUUGUUCGAGAAAUGGCUUUUUGAGGAUUCUGGUGGACAGAUUGGCGAUAUUCUAUUGGAUGAAAACCCUAAUUUCUUCUGA
Molecule: messenger RNA, 1017 nt
Organism: Microthlaspi erraticum
Lineage: Eukaryota; Viridiplantae; Streptophyta; Magnoliopsida; Brassicales; Brassicaceae
Source: the annotation of a GenBank genome assembly